AUGGCAGGAUCAAGUGCCUUUGAGGUCAUUUUUAUCUCUGUCAAUCGCAGCAUCACUUUGAUGGGGAAGGUGUGGCUCAUUGUGAUGAUCUUCCUCCGUAUCCUGAUCCUCCUCUUUGCUGGUUUUCCUCUCUACCAGGAUGAGCAGGAGCGAUUUGUGUGUAACACCAUCCAGCCCGGCUGUGCCAACGUGUGCUAUGAUCUAUUUUCUCCCAUCUCUCUCUUUCGUUUCUGGCUGGUGCAGCUCAUCACUUUGUCUCUUCCUUGCCUCAUCUUUAUUAUUUAUGUGGUCCAUGAGAUCUCAAAUGGCCUCACUGUGGACCUGAACUCCUCAGGUCACGUCAAAGCCUUGCCGCUGUUCAAGAUCCACCAGGAGCCAUUCAGCAAGACCUCUGAAAACCAGAUGGUGGCUGAGCGAGGGUGGGUGCGGUGCUUCACAGGAGCUUACAUCCUCCAUCUGAUGUUCAGAACCUUGCUGGAGGCAGGGUUUGGGGCAGCUCACUACUAUCUUUUUGGUUUCUACAUCCCCAGGAGAUUCCUGUGCCAGCAUACACCAUGCACUACCCAGGUGGACUGCUACAUCUCUAGGCCCACUGAGAAGACCGUGAUGCUCAACUUCAUGCUUGGUGUGGCUGCUCUGUCCCUUUUCCUAAAUGUGUUGGAUUUCUUCUGUGCCAUCAAGCGCUCUGUGACGCAGAAAGGCAAGAGGAAAAUGAUGGUGGAGAAGAUUUAUGAAGAAGAACAUUGUUUCCUUUCUGCUGGAGGAGUUUCCAGAACAACAGAACCAAAGACCCCACUGGCUCAGCAGGCUCUAGAAAUAGAGGUUGGUCAGACAGGGAGUUUCAGGAAGAGGCGAGGCAGCAAGGGCUCUAGUGGAGAAGCAGUACUUGGUCAGGAUCCACCCUGCCUGGAGCACUCCUCUCUUCCAUGCUCUCAAGGACCUCCAGGGUGCAACACCAAUGGAAACAAUGGCUACUCUGUUUCUCAAGAGGAAGCUCUGGAGAGGAAUGGCAGUGAGGUGGCUCUCUGUCCCCCAGAGCCACUAGGAACACCCAGAUCCAUUCGUGUUAACAAACGCAGUCGGCUCAAACCACCACCUCCACCCAGGCGGGACCUUGGGUCAUUUCCAGGGGGAUCAACAGGGACCAUCAGGGAAGUUUCCACAGCAACAGCAAUCUGUACCAGAAAGGUGGGUCAGUAUACACUGGUUGAGCUGGGUGGCAAUGCAGAGCUACAGACCAGCGAUGAUGGGCAAGAAAAAAGGUCAGAGUGGGUGUGA
Molecule: messenger RNA, 1278 nt
Organism: Larimichthys crocea (large yellow croaker)
Lineage: Eukaryota; Metazoa; Chordata; Actinopteri; Sciaenidae
Gene: gjd4
Product: gap junction protein delta 4
Exons: 2
Coding region: 1-1278 (425 amino acids)
Biological process (GO): cell-cell signaling
Cellular component (GO): connexin complex
Molecular function (GO): gap junction channel activity
Source: RefSeq, a predicted model, not a curated record